CCGGCGACUCUUAGCUGCCGUCAGUUCCGGUUCUCUGUCAGUCGAGAGCAAGCGAGCCAGAAGGAGGUGGUUCGCCUACCCGAGCGGAGCAAUGCCUAAGUCAAAGGAACUUGUUUCUUCAAGCUCUUCUGGCAGCGAUUCUGACAGUGAAGUUGACAAAAAGUUAAAGAGGAAAAAGCAAGUUGCUCCAGAAAAACCUGUAAAGAAGCAAAAGACUGGUGAAACUUCAAGAGCACUGUCGUCCUCCAAGCAGAGCAGCAGCAGCAGAGAUGAUAACAUGUUUCAGAUUGGGAAAAUGAGGUAUGUCAGUGUUCGGGACUUUAAAGGGAAAGUCUUAAUUGAUAUUAGAGAAUAUUGGAUGGAUCCAGAAGGUGAAAUGAAACCAGGAAGAAAAGGUAUUUCUUUAAAUCCUGAGCAGUGGAGCCAGCUGAAAGAACAGAUAUCUGACAUUGAUGAUGCAGUAAGAAAACUGUAAAAUCAGAGCCAUAUUAAAACUUGUACUGUCCUAGUUGUUUUAUCUGUCUUUCUACAUUGGCUUUUGUUUUCUAAAUGUUGUUUUCCAAGCUAUUGUAUAUUUGGAUUGCAGAACAGUUUGUAAGAUGAAUACUUUUUUUUUAAAUGUGCAUUAUUAAAAAUGUUCUGAGUGGAGCUAAUUGUCAGUUUUAUUAAGGAGGAUUGCUUUUGUGUCUACCACCUGGUGUGAAAUAAAAUCAAGUAAUACAAUCUUAACUGUUGUGGCCUUCUUUGAUCAAAAGAGUUGGUAUUAAGGCCAAAAAUUAACAGUUUAUAGACCUUUUAGUUUCAACUCAGCUUUUACUUUCAGAAGAAUGUACAUUGUGUUGAAUUGACUUUUGGUUUGUGAAAUUCAUAGUGGAUCUAUAUUCUUCUAACCAAAUGUCUGGACUUGUUUGGUUUUUUUUUUUUCCCCAACCCCAAUGAUACUUCUCUUUCCCCCUUUUCUUUUACUUCUAAUAACUUAUCUUGUCAUGUUCAGCUUUUAUUUUGCUUUUUGCUCUUUUUCUUGAAUAUAUUAUGCUAAUUUGGAAAGUCCGAAACUGUCAAAAUGUUAGUUAAUAAGGUACUUGUAAUUAAAAUAUGAGACUACAAUCACUAAUUCUACUGUAUUAAAUAUUAGAAGAUAUAGUUUGAUAAACAACAUGGCUUGUAUGAAAACUGAGCAAGUAAGUGUAUGUCAUUAACUGUAGUGUUCUGUGUAGUUACUGCUUAGUCUGCAGAAAUUAAUGACUUCGAUGUCUGAUUUGCUUUCACUUAUAUUCACCAUGGGAUGAUGUCUAUAAAAUCAGAUACUGUUAAAUUAGAUUAGGAUUUAAUAAAAAUUAUGAAAGCUUACUGGCCUAACAUUUUAUUUUAUAACAUUGAGUAUGGAUUAUAUAUAUAGCCAGAGAUAUCACUGAGCUUUAUUCUCAUGGUAGAUGUUGUGGUCAGUUUUUAGAGGAAAGAACAUAUAGAGCAUAUACUUGUGUUUUUUGGCCUUUGCUUCAGUAGACUUGGUUCUUUUGCAGUUAAUCUACUGAACGAUGGCAUUCUAGACUUAAUGUUACUAAGUUUUAGCACUCUGAAGUGGUUUUCAUUGAACCAUAAUGAUGAAGCAGACACAGAUUGAGGCACAGAUUUCAGGGGCUUUGCAGCAAUAAAUAGGGCAUGGCGUGCCUUAGGAAAAGAGUGUAGGGGAACUAUAACAAAUUAAAGAAAGUGGCAGUGAAGAAGGAAUUGUCUUCACACUAAAUGAUAUCACAUGAUAUUUUGAUCACAUUGUAAGACACAGUUCUAGAUAGAAUAGUGAAAAGAGAGGUUUAACGACGUAAAAAAAUUCUUGAUGACUUUAUUUUUGGUAGUUAAUCUCAGUGGUUACUGCCGUAUCAGAGAGUUGCGCUGUUAUACCAAGUUUGAUUGCUAUAUCUAAAACAUGUUGUGGUAGAAUUGUCAAGGGCUUGAUUUCAGAACCAUCUGCCAGGGCACAUAGUUACCAGUUUUUUUCUGGCAGCUGUUCUAAGUAUUUCUUUUACGUUUUUAAGAUUUUUGAAAGUUUUUUUUUUUUUUUUAGCAGUAACCCUAAUAUGUGCUUAAUUGGGAAAAUAAAUCCUCUUUUCUGUUAUUUUAGCCUUCAUUAAAUAAUAGGUACCAAAGUGUUCAGAAUAUGUAUUUUAGACAAAUCAUACUUGAUUGAAAACUUUCCCCUUAUUUGGGAACAUAAUAUAUGUCCCAGUUAACUGAAUUGGGUAGAUUUGUAAAGUAUUCCUUACUAUAUAUACAGAAAGGGUAGUUAGAACACAGAACUUUGAUUUUGGUAUAGAUGAAGAGGGAGUAAUGAGUAAAUUUCCUAGGUUUAUGUGAAAUUAGGAGGUGUACGCUUUCUGAAGCAAUCUAAUACAGAGAUGGUGCUGAAAUCUGUUACCAAGGCAUUCUCUAGUUGUUUAGCAUCAUGUCAUUAAAACUUUCACACAAGGAGUGUUUCUCUGGCAGAUUUUAAGGUUACUACUAAAUUCAUUUCAAUACAUUACUGAAAUGGAAUAUACAAAAAUUAAUGAUCUCUUAGAAAAGGGUAGAAAAGGAUGAGAACUGGGUUGAAAGAAGAGACAAAGUAACUUGUACUGGAAAGAAAAGAUAUAGGGUACUUCUGUUUUCUGUUUAAACUUUAUCUUCUUGGUAAGAUUUCUUGAGGAGACAGUGGUUUCUUACCUUGUAAUGCCAGGAUGAAUUUAAUUCUUGCCAGCCCUUGGGUGUGCUCAGUAGCAGGGCCUUUCUAAUGGACUCUUCCUCUUUGUCUUAUUAAAGUACAAGCAGCAUUUGACCAAUUUCCAAUGCUCUUGGCAUUUUAAAGGACAACCGCUAAAAAAAAAAACUUUAUAAUUUUAUUAUCUUUUGCUUCAUAAAAUGCUGAAGAAUUUCUUUUAAAGAAAACGCCUACCUCAUUAGCUGGUCAAGAUGCUGUGAUGGUCAACCUAUCCUACCUAAUGUGUUUAGGAAAAAAGAAUUAGCAAGAAAAGUAUGUACGUCCUGGCUUGGCUAUUGAGGGAAAAAAGAGAAAGAGUUGAGUAUUAAUUAUUUAAGUAUUCCUGAUGGGAGUAUGUUGGAAGAGUACUGUAAAAGUUUGAAUUUUUUAAAAAGCGCUAAUAUUUAGGUAUCUCUCCUGAAGUUCUUUGCAACUCACUUUUUAUGGAAAUUAACCCAGUGAAACACUCAAAAGUUUUUGCUUUUUUUUUUUUUAAGUGGUGUUUUUCCAGAUAAACUCUAGGGGUAAACAUUCACAUAGUAACAAAAAUGUAAUUCUGUAAUUGUGUAAUACCUGUCUGCUUUGUUUGGUACAUCUUCCAUGGAGAUGUCAAUGAAUAUAAUACUGCAUCUGUGAAUAUUUUAAAUGUUGAAAUAAAAAUAAGAAAUGUG
This is a messenger RNA of Phacochoerus africanus (Common warthog), 3405 nucleotides long. RefSeq names its product SUB1 regulator of transcription (gene SUB1). Bases 92 to 475 code for a protein of 127 amino acids. The transcript has 5 exons. Gene Ontology annotation, molecular function: transcription coactivator activity; DNA binding. Lineage: Eukaryota; Metazoa; Chordata; Mammalia; Artiodactyla; Suidae. Gene Ontology annotation, cellular component: nucleus; transcription regulator complex. Gene Ontology annotation, biological process: positive regulation of transcription initiation by RNA polymerase II. The record is from RefSeq and is a predicted model, not a curated record.